Messenger RNA from Propithecus coquereli (Coquerel's sifaka), 1342 nucleotides. RefSeq names its product GTPase IMAP family member 5-like. The record is from RefSeq and is a predicted model, not a curated record. Gene Ontology annotation, molecular function: GTP binding. The transcript is spliced from 3 exons. NCBI's taxonomy places the organism in Eukaryota, Metazoa, Chordata, Mammalia, Primates, Indriidae. The coding region runs from base 258 to 1196 and encodes 312 amino acids.
CCCAAGAGGUGUCCGCGGGAAGCAGGGCACUCUCCGUAAUCCCUGUGUUCCUUCUUCUCUUGCGGCCAAGCCAUGCCACGUUCGGCCCCAGCCGCUGGCUGCUCCUUAACUGCAUCUGCUCAGUGUCACCGGGACCUGUGAGCCGCCGCCCCCCCAGACCAGAGCGCUCUCUGCUGCCACUCACCUUCCCGAGAGGACCAGCCUGCCAGAGCCUCGCUGACCUGGAGGACAGGGCCCGACAGCCGCUCCUGAAGAGAAUGGAAGGGCCCCAGAAGAGCAGAUAUGGAACUAUAGCUGAAGGUAGAUUAGAAGAUAACCAGUUUGGAACAUCACCCUCCUUGAGGAUUAUCCUGGUGGGCAAAACAGGCUGCGGGAAAAGCGCCACAGGGAACAGCAUCCUCUGCCAGCCAGUGUUUGAGUCCAAGCUGGCGGCCCAGCCGGUGACCAGGACGUGCCAGGCGGAGACAGGCACAUGGAAUGGGAGGAACAUCCUGGUGGUCGACACACCCUCCAUCUUUGAGGCCAAGGCCCAGGCCCAAGAGAUGUACAAGGACAUUGGGGACUGCUACCUGCUCUCUGCCCCGGGGCCCCACGUGCUGCUCUUGGUGACCCAGCUGGGGCGUUUCACGGCCCAGGACACGGUGGCCGUGAGGAGGGUGAAGGAGGUCUUUGGGGCAGGGGCCAUGAGACACGUGGUCAUCCUCUUCACCCACAAGGAGGACUUGGGCAGCGAGGCCUUGAGCGACUAUGUAGCGCACGCGGACAACCGCGGGCUGCAGGGGCUGGUGCGGGAGUGCGGGAGGAGGUACUGCGCCUUCAACAACCGGGCCUGCGGCCAGGAGCAGGCGCGGCAGCUGGCGGAGCUCAUGGCUGUGCUGGAGAGGCUGGAGAGGGAGUGUGAGGGCUCCUUCCACAGCAACGGCCUCUUCCUCGAUGCCCAGAUGCUGUGGCGAGGCAGGGACGGUGCCCGCCACGAAGACUACGAAGACUACGGGCAGUACCUGGCCAAGGUGAAACAGCAGGUGGAAAAGCAGAAGCGAGAGCUGAGGGAGGAGGAGAGGAGCUGGGCGUGCAAGGCGCUCCUCAGGGUCCAGCGCUGGAUGGCUUCGCACAUUUUAACAUCCGCCUUCAUUGCCAUAUGUGUCUUGAUUUUUCUUGCCAUUGUAAUUGCCUUGUUUGUUGCUCAUGGAAACUGAGUGUUUUCAGGGGAUUGCUACUGUUUUUCUUUUCCAGGGUCAGCAUCUCUGUCUAUGUGUGUACGGCACUUUGCUUGCUUUCUGUAUAAUUUCUUUCUCAGUUUCUCUUCCUUAUAUCAGCGUGCCAUCCACUUCCCUUUAGUGCU